This is a messenger RNA of Klebsormidium nitens, 1594 nucleotides long. Lineage: Eukaryota; Viridiplantae; Streptophyta; Klebsormidiophyceae; Klebsormidiales; Klebsormidiaceae. The record is from the annotation of a GenBank genome assembly.
CCCACACCCUCCCCCUCCCCGUCCCAAGUCCCCACCGGCGACCAAAUCCCCGUCUCCCUCUCCUUCGCGGUCGCCCUCAAGAAGGUACGAUGACGACGAUGAUGACGGCACGGGGGGGUGCCUACGCACCCUUUGGACCGGUCAGGGUUUGCUGUAUUACCUGGCCCAAGCGUUUGCGCAGAACAAGUGCCCGGGGGAGCCCGCCGGGACCUACCAGUCGCAGUCGUGCAGCAUGACGUACCAGACCAUCGACACGACGUCAUUGCCGGCCAAGACCAGCUACAGCUGUUCGCUCGGUUCGUCCAACGACCGAUAUGAUAACGACUACACGUACAAUAACUACUACAGCAACAACCGUUACCGGAGGCGGACGCUCCUGCAAUCCGACGAGGACUCCGCGCUGCUCGAGGACCUGACACGUGGCACCCGCACAUUGGCCGGGGCCAGCGCCCGCGAGAUCGCCGAGACCAACGGGCAGCUGCUUAAGCGGCUGGGGCGCCAGUUCGCAAGCGGGUUAAGCACUAACCGCUGGGACUCGGCCACCGAAAGGCAAGGCUCGCAGGCCGUGGGGACGCCACACAGGCGGCGGUGGUUAGUGGAGCAGCAGCCGGUUAACACCCCCCUGGUCUCGGGAACCGCAACCACGCAGGCGUCGACGGCUUCGCAGGCGACCGUUGCGUUACCGGGCGGGUUAAGGGACUGCUGCAAGGCUAACCCGGACUGCACCGACCAGCUGUCGGUGAUCGUAACCCACAUUGAUUACUCGGCGGCGAUUCAGGGGCUGGCCGGGCUUAACCUGCUGGGGUUAGGCAGCGUUCGGGUGGUUAGCAGCAUGGUUAGCGUGUUGUUUACGAGCAGCGCCGGCACCCCAGUGGCGCUCAGCUGCACAGCGCAUCCGUUCGAGGUGACGGUUCCGCUCCAGUCGCAGUUGUACAUUCCGGGGGCGCCCGGAACGACGGAAUGCUGGGAGUUGCAGCAGAACGGAACGUCGCUCACCGGAACGACGUCCCGGCAAACGACUCUGCUGAAGGUCGUAGGAGGAACGGCCACGUGUGCGCCGACUAGCGCAGGCACGUUCCUGAUCGUCCAACGCGGCCCCCAGGACACAGUCCCGACCGGUGAACGCGUGCUGCCGCCGUCCAAGGACGUCCGAACCGCGGCCAUUGCCGUGGCGUCCGUUCUCAUCUCCGCGGUCGCCGUUCUGCUGGCUUGCAUCGCGUUCAUUUUGUUCCGGGCCUGGUUUAGGGACUGGCGCGAAAAGCGGCGCGAGCGGCGCUUGCUAGAGGAGCAAAGCCGGGACGCUUGAAAGGGUUGUGUUUUGCUUAGAAUUGAAGAACUUUGUAAGUGUUAUGCAGUAGGCCAUGCAGUACAAAGUAGACUUUAAGAGAGGAAAACGUUGAGAAACAGGAAACACUUCAAGAGCGCAUGAUGAUCAUACUUUGAUUUCUGUUUGCCUGCGCGUAGGACUAGACUCUGGUUUGAUUUCGAGCUCUUUUGAAGGUAGACCGAUCUAGUUAAGGCCGAGUUCUAUAAAACUCCCUCGACGAUCAAAACAAUUGCGAAAUGAGUUGCAUUUUAUUACGUCGUCCUGAUG